UACUAUUAAGAGCAAGAGAACAAUUGAUUCAAUGACGGCGAUUAGCGAUGCAGUAAUGUGGACGAGAGGCAAAACCAUCGGGAGAGGCAGUUUUGGCAUCGUCACUUUAGCAACGACAACAAACUCCUCCGUUGAUAUUCCAUCGACAAUCGCAAUAAAAUCUGCCUUGUUUUCGCGUUCAAAGUCGUUACAGAAAGAGAGAGAACUAUUACACGAGUUUCAAGAUUGUGAUCAGGUUAUUCGAUGUUUCGGAGCUGAUGUUACUGAAGAAGGUGGAAAGAUGUUGUACAACAUGUUGCUCGAGUACGCAUCUGGUGGAAGUUUAGCUGAUCGGAUUGGUCAAAAUUCGGGGCAAUGGUUGGGGGAUUUUGAGGUAAAGCAGUACGCGAAAUCGAUUCUGUUGGGGCUUAGUGAUAUUCAUGGAAGAGGUUUCGUUCACCUUGAUAUUAAACCGGAUAACAUUCUUCUUGUGGGUACCGAAAAAGUUGCCAAAAUUGCUGAUUUCGGGUUCGCGAAGAAGGUUGGAAAGAGUCAGAAAAGAAAGCGCGGACUCAAGGGCACGCGUAUGUAUAUGGCGCCAGAAUCAGUUCUUGAUAACGAGUACGGACCUGAAGCUGAUAUUUGGGCUUUCGGGUGCACUGUUUUCGAGAUGAUUACAGGGAAGACAGUUUGGGAUUGCAGUGAAGCUGACGAUAUUGUUUAUCUGUUAUGCAAAAUUGGAAUGGAAUCACCGGAUUUGCAGAACGAAAGAUUAUCAAAAGAGGCUGAAGAUUUUCUGAAAAAGUGUCUUGUUAAGGAGCCGAGAUCGCGAUGGACUGCUGAUAUGUUAUUGAAGCAUCCGUUUCUUUUAUCCGAUAAUGUUGUCGUUCGUGAGCAGACAAGAGAAAAGGAACUCAACCCACUUUUGUUUAUAGAAAUAGCAAGAGAAAGUGAUCCAUUGACCGAUGAUUUUUGCAAUAGUACAAAGCUGAAACCAAUGAAGCUAUUGAAUUGCAGAUCCAACAAAAGAAGAAAGCUACUAGAAGGAUGUUGAUUAUCAAUUUUGAUUAGAAUUAUACUAAUGUAAAGAACUACGUUUGGGCUUGAUCCCGAUAGGAGUUUAGUUGGGGGUACGUAGGCAGCCUGUAAUCAAGAAAAAGAUGAUCAGGUCCAGCCCCUUGUAUUAAACAAAAACAAUUGUGUGUUGGUUCUCUUUAUAAUUGAA
Messenger RNA from Nicotiana tabacum (common tobacco), 1204 nucleotides. Its product is annotated as mitogen-activated protein kinase kinase kinase 20-like. The record is from RefSeq and is a predicted model, not a curated record. Gene Ontology annotation, molecular function: ATP binding; protein kinase activity. Gene Ontology annotation, biological process: signal transduction; protein phosphorylation. NCBI's taxonomy places the organism in Eukaryota, Viridiplantae, Streptophyta, Magnoliopsida, Solanales, Solanaceae.